AGCUUCUUUCAUGGCGAUGAAGCUGUAGCCUUAGCUCGACACUUGCCUUCAAAAAAAUGGCUCCCAGGAAGAAACCCAGCUCCAAAUCAAACCAAAACCAACCUAACUCACAGCCUUCCAAGUUCGGCAUCCAACACUUCUUCCUUCGCCACUCCCAAUCUUCCACCUCUCGCCCUAACGACGCUGUUUGCACCCCCGGCCCUAAUCCACCAUCACAGUCUGCUCCACCCCUUCAAAAUCCUACAGCUGCUUGUCCUGAAAAUGUUCUUAUUUCAGCAACUGCUGCACGAAGCAACGCCGUUUCAGCCCCAAAACCUCCACCGUUGGAAUCUGGUUUAGCACUUCAAAACCCUAAAACUGCUCCGAGUUUGGGAAUUGCUGAUGAAAACGAUGCCGUUUCAGCCUCUGGGAACCCUCGGAAAGCUCUGAAUUUGGAUAGUACUGAUCCAAAGAAUGGCCUUUCAACCUCUCAAAACCCUAGCAAUGCUGGUCGAAUUGAAUCUGUUUCAAACUUUGGAAAUGCCCUGAAUUCAGGAACAGCGGAUUCAAACAAUGCAGUUUCUACCAGGAAGAACCCUAGAAAUGCUUUCCCAAGUGCGUCGACAUCAAAUUCACGGAAAACUGAUCCGAAUAACCCCUCCCAGAGUACGCCUCCUGGGAAUAUUCCAGCAAUGGCUAUGGAUGUUGAGGAGAACCCUUCUCAGGUGUCACCUGAGGUUUCCAAGUCCAUGGCACUUAAGCGGUUCAAGUUCUCGCCUGGAAUGUUGAUAAAGCAAAGCCAGGAUGAUGGAGGUGACGAGGUGACAUGGAAGAUCUCUCCUGUGAAUGAGCGGCUUCAAGCAAUGACGAAGAAGCAUGGCCCAGAGGUGAUGAGAGUGUUGGGAGAUGCUUCUAGGUUGAUCUCAUUGAAUUUUAGACAAUGCUCGCAGAAUAAGACUUCUCCUGAUUCAGAAGGCAAACUCGAGAAGUGGCUUUGUUCCCCAACAAUGAAAGCUUCUGAAAAAUCUGUGGUAUUCUCGAAUCGGGUUAGCUUAAAAAGGGUGAAACUGGGUCAAGUCAUGGAUUCCAAUGGAAAUGAAAUUGAUAUGACUGACCCAGGUGUGGUAAGAAAAAGACAAAGUCCUUUUCGAACUCCACCAUCUUUAUCAUAUUGCCACGAGAAGAAUAUUGAUGGUGUUGAUUGCAAAUUGGUAUCUGACCAGAUGGGCUUAAGGCAACACAAAAAGGCAUUGCUUGAACUUUUGGAUCAAGUAGAAGAUGCCAUUUCUGUUGAAGAAUCAGUAUCUAGUGAUGGAGAGGCAUGUUUAUCCAAAGUCCAGUGCAUAAAUGGUGAUGAGAUGCCUCUUAGAGUUGAUCCUGCAUUAAAGAUACCAGAGAUGGGUCCAACAGAAAAGGUCAAUGGGGAAUGUUCCAACAUUAUUUUUCUUGUCUUGGAGGUUUCUGAGAAGCGGGAAUAUGCUGAUUUAUCUGGUGCACAGUGUCCUUCUAAGGUACUUCGCUUACUGAAUGAGAAAACUGGAGAAGAGCAGGCUGUGUCUUUGAGGGAUGAGUGGUUUUAUUCUGUCAUUGCUCCUGGAGAUACUAUACAUGUAAUCGGUAAAUUUGAUGACCAGGGAAAGUGUGAUGUAGACCAUAACAACAAUUUUCUAAUUGUUCACCCUGAUAUACUGGUGUCUGGCACUCGGGUAGCUGCUAGUUUCAGUUGCUCAAGACGAACUGUCCUGGAUGAGAGGCUAAAAUGCAGUGAACAUUCAACUGCAGCAUUGAUAGGUACCUUGCUGCACCAAAUUUUUCAGGCCGGACUUAUUAGAGAGAUUCCUACAAAAGUUUUCUUGGAGGAGUAUGCAAGAAUAGUGGUUCAGAAAAAUCUUGAGAGCUUGUAUGCAUGUGGAGUAAAUGAAGAUGAUAUGUAUAAAACUUUGAUUGAGGCAACUCCAAGAAUACUAAACUGGAUCGUCCUCUUCAAGAAUUCACAGGAGUAUAGAGGUGCUACUGUUGAUUUUGGAUCUGAUGAUGGCUUGAAAAGGGUGAAUGUAUCUGAGGUAAUAGAUAUUGAGGAAAUGGCAUGGGCCCCAAAAUAUGGCUUGAAAGGGAUGAUUGACGCUUCUCUUCGAAUAAAAUUUGAAUCAAACACCAAGGAAGUGAAUGAGAUAAUCAUGCCUUUAGAGUUUAAAACUGGGAAAGGAACUAAAGGCCAGUCAGCCAUGGAACACACUGCACAGGUGAUCUUGUACACUCUCCUUAUGUCUGAGAGGUAUCUGAAACCUAUUGAUUCUGGACUUCUCUAUUAUCUCAAUACAGACCAUACACAGGGCAUUGCAGUUAAAAGAUCAGACUUGGUUGGUCUAAUUAUGCGUCGCAAUGAACUUGCAAAAGAUAUUCUAAAGGCAUCAAUGAUGCAGCAACUGCCUCCAAUGUUGCAGAGUCCAAGCAUGUGCAAAAGUUGUCGCCAUCUUAAUGCUUGUACAAUCUAUCAUAAGGCACAUGGGGGAAGCAUGGAGAGCAGCGGACUGGGAGAUUUGUUUGAUUCAAAUGUUAACCACUUGACAACUUCUCAUUUUGCUUUCCUUCGUCAUUGGGAUUGGUUAAUCGACUUAGAAGCUAAAGAGAUGGAGGUCAUGAAGAAAGGCAUUUGGCGUUCACAUAGUUUAAAAAGAGAUCCCUCAACUAGUUGCUUAUCUUCUAUUGUUCUUGAUACUUCAAAUAACCACCCACAGAAAAACUCGUUUAAGGACAACAAAUUCAUUUACCGAUUUGUGCGUCAAAAUGUACCUAGUUUUCAUGUGAAAGAGCAUAAUGAAGAUUCUUUGCCAUCUGUCUCUUCUCCUGCAAAUGAUUUGGAUUGCACACUUAGAAAUGGGGAUUAUGUGAUACUUAGCACUGAAUCUGGACAUCUAGCACUUGCAAGUGGAGUCAUAACAGAUAUCAGUCGCUUCCAUGUCUAUGUUUGUUUUUCCAAACGCUUAAGGCUUCCUUGGAGCAAACGAUCUUCAGAGGAACAGGAUCUCCUUGGUGAGGUCUUUCGGAUCGACAAGGAUGAGAUUGUUACUUCAUUUGCAGUUAUGAGGUUCAACCUUAUACAACUCUUUCUACAAAGCAUGCAAGGUUCUCAUCUUAGGAAGAUGAUUGUUGACCUUGAGGUUCCUAGAUUUGAUGGUGGCUGCAUAUUCAGUCAAGAUCCAGCAAUAUCUUAUAUACGUUCUGAAAAGAGUUUGAAUAAUGAUCAACGCCAAGCCAUACUCAAGAUACUCACAGCAAAGGAUUAUACUCUAAUUUUAGGAAUGCCUGGAACAGGCAAGACAUCCACUAUGGUGCAUGCUGUGAAGGCCUUGUUGAUGAGAGGUGCAUCCAUUUUGCUUACAUCCUACACAAACUCAGCUGUUGAUAAUUUACUAAUCAAAUUAAAAGCUCAGAACAUAGAUUUUGUGCGUAUUGGAAGACAUGAAGUGGUGCAUGAAGAAAUUCAAGGGCAUUGCUUUUCAGGAAUGGACAUACAUAGUGUUGAAGACAUUAAACUAAGAUUAGACCAAGUCAGCGUUGUUGCAGUUACUUGUUUGGGGAUAACUAAUCCCUUGCUUGCCAACAAGAGGUUUGACAUAUGCAUCAUGGAUGAAGCUGGGCAGACCACCCUCCCAGUAUCCUUAGGGCCCUUGAUGUUUGCUUCAAUAUUUGUCCUUGUUGGAGAUCAUUAUCAACUACCUCCACUUGUUCAGAGUGCUGAGGCUCGGGAAAAUGGAAUGGGAAUAAGCCUGUUUUGCAGGCUCUCAGAAGCACACCCUCAAGCAAUUUCGGCAUUGCAAAGCCAGUACCGCAUGUGUCAAAGCAUUAUGGCACUAUCAAAUGCCUUGAUAUAUGGUAACAGACUGCGUUGUGGUUCCUCACAAAUAGCGAAUGCAAGACUCAAGUUUUCAAGUUCAAAUUCUAUUUCGUCAUGGCUAAAGGAGGCUUUGGAUCCUGAAAGGCCGGUUAUAUUUAUUAAUACAGAUAUGUUGUCAGCUUUUGAGGCAAAGGAUCACAAGACUGUUAAUAACCCAAUUGAAGCUUGCAUCAUUUCAGAGGUGGUAGAAGAAUUGGUCAACAAUGGCAUUGAAGGGGAAGAUAUUGGCAUCAUUACACCCUAUAACUCACAGGCAAAUCUCAUCCGACAUACUGUUUCCACAACCUCUGUGGAGAUAAAUACUAUUGAUAAAUACCAGGGAAGGGAUAAAGACUGCAUUCUGGUAUCAUUUGUAAGGUCCAGUGAAAAUCCAAGGAAUUGUACUUCAUCGCUGCUUGGUGACUGGCAUAGGAUUAACGUGGCGCUUACACGUGCCAAGAGGAAGUUAAUCAUGGUAGGUUCAUUUAGAACCCUCUCUAAAGUACCACUGUUGAGGCUUCUCAUUGAGAAGGUUGAGGAGCAGUCUGGCAGAUUAAAUGUUUCCUUGAAGGAUAUCAACUACAAGGGAGAGCUGAAAAGAUGUUCCCAGUUGAGAUGAGUGUAAAAUUUUUUUUGCCACUUCUCAUAUUUUUUCAGUGUUAUGGGAAAUUUUGUGAUUAUUCUUGUAACAUUUCCAGAAAUCAGAAUUGUAGAUAAAAUAUAUCUCAUGUAGAAAAAUUCAUCUUCAUUAGAACAAUAUUAAGCUUUCUUGAAAUAUCACAGAAAGAAUGAGGGAAGUGAAAAGAUGAGUGUCAAAAUUGCUUGAUGAAGGAAUUCAUUUUUGUUUGCUUGGUGAA
Molecule: messenger RNA, 4713 nt
Organism: Vitis riparia (riverbank grape)
Lineage: Eukaryota; Viridiplantae; Streptophyta; Magnoliopsida; Vitales; Vitaceae
Product: DNA replication ATP-dependent helicase/nuclease JHS1
Exons: 34
Coding region: 57-4475 (1472 amino acids)
Biological process (GO): replication fork reversal
Cellular component (GO): cytoplasm
Molecular function (GO): single-stranded DNA helicase activity; 5'-flap endonuclease activity
Source: RefSeq, a predicted model, not a curated record